Molecule: messenger RNA, 2679 nt
Organism: Thecamonas trahens ATCC 50062
Lineage: Eukaryota; Apusomonadida; Apusomonadidae
Product: STE/STE11 protein kinase
Exons: 2
Coding region: 1-2679 (892 amino acids)
Biological process (GO): protein phosphorylation
Molecular function (GO): ATP binding; protein kinase activity
Source: RefSeq, a predicted model, not a curated record
AUGGGCUGCGGGUCGUCGCGGACUUCGCAGACCACGGCAACUACAAGCCGGGCGCUCAUCAAGCACCGAUUCGACUCGGGCAGACCGUCGUACUUUGAGGUGCUCGGCGCGGCAGCUAGGGCCAUCUAUGCAGAGUCGGGCGCAAGAGACCUGUCGGUCGAUGAGCUGAACAACCUGGAGAUCGAUCUGGUGUUCUUUGACCAGGACGGAGACCCUAUUCUCAUCUUUGAUGAGGCCUCGUGGCUGCUGGCUUUGGAUGACGCCAAGGCCAUGGCGUCGCGGGCUGCCACAAGUCGUGAUCUUGCUCGCAAAGCACCCGCAUCGCCGCAGCGCUCGCGCCCGCCUACGCUGGUCUUGGAGGUUCGAUUCUCGUCCAAGCGCCGCAGGUCUAAACGGCUCACCCGCCUCGGCUCAGGCCGAUCGCGAGCCGGACGAAGCUCGCCGGCACCUGCGCUCUCGCCGGUGCUCGAGGCCAAGAGCAACACACAUGCAACCAGUAAGAGCGGCGAGGACUCGUCGCCGAGCUCGGGCUUUCUGCCUAGCGCGGCGCUACCGCCGCGACCACCGGGACGGGCGCACGGCUUGGGCUCGUCGUCGUCGUCGGUUGGCAUCAUCUUGCCUGUGCCUUCCAGCAACGGGCCGGUGGUACCUGUCGAGAUGACCAGCACUUACUCGAUGGCCUCGGGUGAGUCGCGGGCGGUGGAGAUUGACGAGCCGUCGACGCCGUCGCAGACCAGUCCGCCGACGGCGGCGGUUGCUCCAAGGCCGACCACCUUUGGCGACCGGACCGGUGUUGAAGGUGGCGACCUCUCGUUUGUCCACAUCACCAAGCAUAUUUCAUCACCAGAGGUCUCAUCCGCAUGUGACGAGGUGGUGCUGGCGUCGGCCUCUGAGUGUCGCACGCCGACCACGCCGCUGCCCGAGCGCUCACCGCGGAUGCGGCCAUCGCCGCGGACGCUGGUACGUGGCACUCGGGCAAGUCCACGGAUGACCGCGGCAACAGGCGUCAUGGGCUCACGUCCGCUGGAUUUGGGCGAGAAGAGCGCUGAGCUGUCGCAGUCGCUGGCAGCCCGCACGGUUGCUGCGGCAGGUGGGCUCACCGAGCCGCAGCUUGUGUUUGACGAUGAUGAGAAGGAUCUGUUUGACUCUUUCGACUCUAGCUCGAGCAGCAGCCGCAACAGUAGCAGCAGCAGUAGCCAUGGUAGUGGCCGCAACAGCCCUGUGGUGGCGGGAACGAGCGAACUGGAAGUCAUCUUUGACGACGACGAGAACGCGUUAUUUGCUUCGAUCAACUCGGACUCAACAUCGUCUUCGGGCUCGGGCUCAGGCUCGGGCUCGAGAUCGGGCUCUGAGGCUGGUGAACCGCUCAGCGAUGAGCGGCCGGAACCGCAGACCUCGCCAGUGCCCGAGCCUGAUCUGGUAUUUGACGGAGAAGUGGCCGAGGCCGAGGCGGUUGCGGCCAAGGACGGUGCGAUCCGUUGGAAGCGCGGACGGCUCCUUGGAAUGGGCGCGUUUGGUAAGGUCUACAUUGGCAUCGACCUCGACCGGCACCAGCCGAUGGCGGUCAAGGUUGUCGAGUUUGUGCCGCCACCCCACCCGCGUGGUGAGAAGGCCGACGGCGAGCUGCCGGCGACGAUGCUGCGAGAAAUGACCGAGGCCGAGCGUGAGAUCGAGCUGUUGAAGAGCUUGCGGCACGACAACAUUGUGCGGUACAUCGGGGCGAGCAAGGUGGUAGACAGCGCAGGAACCCAUGCGCUGCAUAUUUUUCUCGAGUUUGUUGGCUGCGGCUCGCUGGCGACGCUCCUUGCGCACCAUCGCAACGCCGACGGCUCGGCCGGUCUCGACGAGGCGACGAGCCGAGCGUACAUGUACCAGAUUCUGGAGGGCCUGUUGCAUCUGCACGAUCACAAGGUCAUCCACCGCGACAUCAAGGCCGGCAACGUGCUCAUUUCCAAGCAGCCGAGCUUCCCUGCGCUGCACACGAUGAAGAUUGCCGACUUUGGGGCGUCGACCACGUUUUCGACGGUGGCACCGGUUCACGGGCACACGCUUGCGGGCACGCCCAACUUUAUGGCGCCCGAGGUGAUCCGGCAAGAGGGCCACAGCCUCAAGGCCGACAUUUGGUCGGUCGGCUGCCUGGUCAUUGAGAUGCUGACCGGCCUCCCGCCGUGGCCCAAGUCGGAGCCGAUGGCAGUGCUAUUCUCGGUGGCCCAGCACAAGCGGACGCCACCGCUGCCCAAUGGCAUCUCAGCCGCACUGGGAGAUUUCCUCGCCCGGUGCUUUGCCCACAACCCGGCGCAGCGACCAUCGGCCGCAGCCCUGCUGCGGCACGCCUGGUUCGACGGCAUCGCUCAGCUUCCGGCAGACUCGCUCGAUGCCACGGUUGUCGCCGCCAUUGACAUCGACGACAUCGCCGCCGAGAUCGACGAGCUCAUGGCGGCGUCGCAUGCCGCGCGGCCGAACGCCAAAGUCUCGUUCUCGUUUGCGAGCCACGCCAAGGCCUCGACUCGCAUCAACGCCCACGACGAGAAGCCGCUAUCAGCCACCAAAAGCCUGGCUGAGCGCUACGCCGAGCUCCUGGCCAGCGGUGACGAUGACGCCCUGGCCGAGUUCGAGGCUGAGAUGGAGGCGUCGGCUGCGCCGACCCGCACCGCCUCGGGCCGCCUUCGCCGCGACUAG